This is a messenger RNA of Gossypium raimondii (Peruvian cotton), 750 nucleotides long. RefSeq lists its product as uncharacterized. The coding region runs from base 1 to 750 and encodes 249 amino acids. The record is from RefSeq and is a predicted model, not a curated record. Lineage: Eukaryota; Viridiplantae; Streptophyta; Magnoliopsida; Malvales; Malvaceae. The transcript has a single exon.
AUGAGUAAAGCCUACGAUAGAGUUGAAUGGGUUUUCUUGAAAGAAGUGAAGAUGCGGAUGGGAUUUGCGAAGGAAUGGGUGGCAUUAGUAAUGAGAUGUAUUUCUACAGUCUCUUAUGUUGUGACCACAAAUGGGAGGAGCGGUAGAGUUUUCAAACCAACUAGAGGACUCCGACAAGGUGACCCACUUAGCCCUUUUAUUUUUCUUAUUUGCAGUGAAGGUUUAUCGUCCUUAAUCAGGAAUGCCACAAGAGAGGGGUUGAUUAAAGGGGUGAGAGCAAGCAGAAGAGGCCCAAUGAUCUCACACUUGUUAUUUGCAGAUGAUUGCAUUUUGUUUGGUGAAGCCACCGAAAGGAGUGUAAGGAACCUAAAAGCUAUUUUGCAAGAGUAUGAGGCCUGUUCUGGUCAAUAUGUUUAUUUUUAUAAGUCUAUGAUUUUCUUUAGUUCGAAUUUGGUAGAGGGUGAUAAACGAAGUAUAUCGGCUAAAAUGGGAAUAAGGUGUUCGACUAACAUGGAGAAAUAUCUAGGACUGCCAAACAUAGUAGGUCGGAAGAAAAAGGAAUCUUUUCAGAAUCUCAAAGACAGUAUUAAGAAUAGAAUUAAAAAUUGGAACACCCGUUUCUUAUCUCAAGGGGGCAGAGAGGUUUUCGUCAAAUCAGUACUUCAAGCAAUUCCUACUUAUGCAAUGACAUGUUUUCUACUACCAAAUUCACUUUGUGGUGAGUUUGAUAAUUUAUUUGUUGGAUUUUGA